AUGCCGAUCGCGCCGACGAUCACCGGCACGGGCGGCGGCUUCCGGAACCGGCUCGACCUCGAGGAGGGGAACAAGACCGACGACGACAAGAUCAUGGCCGAGUGGGGCAAGCGCGGCACCAUGUUCUGGUCGCUGCACGCGGGCACGUCGACCAUCGACACGCUGCUCAGCAGCGAGGAGGGCUUCACCCUCGAGCAGCUGCUCGAUGAGGACGAUUUGCUGCAGGAGUGCAAGUCGCAAAACACAAAGCUGCUCGACUACCUGACCGAGUCGGCGACGGCCGCCAGGCUUAUCGACUACGUCAUCGAGAUGCCGGCGGAGGACGACUCCGAGGCGCGGCGCUUCAAGUACCCGUACGUCGCGUCCGAGGUGCUCAGCUGCGACGUAAACUCGAUCCACGAGGUUCUGCUCGCCGACUCGAGCCGGCUGGUCGAGAAGCUGCUCUCGAUCCUGCAGCAGUCGCCGCCGCUGCCGCCCGUCCUCAUCGGCUACGCCGCCAAGGUCCUCAUCGCGCUCUACAAGUGCUCGCCCGAGAGCUUCGCCGCGAGCUUCUCUGCGCUGUGGGAGGGCGCGGCGGCCGCCGACAGCGGCUCGCAGCUGGCACUGCCGCGGCUGACGGAGAGGCUGAUGGCGCACCUCGGCUCCGACGCGGUGCUUCAGAUGCUGACGGUGCUCUGCGUGGGCGAGCCCGUCAUGGCGGAGCCGGGCAUGGCGCAGCAGCUGCAGCCUCCCGCCGCGGCGUGGAUCCCGCACGAGGUGCUGGUGCCGGCGCUCUUCGAGCAGCUGGCGGCGCCCAACCCGGAGGCCGCGCAGAACGCGUCGGCCCUGCUGACCACGCUGCUCGAGGCGAGCCCGGCGCUGCCCGCCUGCUUUUGCGAGCCCGAGCUCGAGGCCCGCGAGAGGUGCGAGACGCUGCUCAAGAUGUGCCUCGGCGCCGCCGGCCACCCAAACGGCGGCGGCGGCGGGCUCAACCUGCCCGCGCUCGAUGUGCUGGUGAGGCUGCUCGUGCGCUGCCGCGAGAUUGGGGCGAGUAGCCCGUCGUGCGCGGACCACCUGCUGCGUGGCGUCGCCGAGUCGGUCGACGCCUUCUUCGUGGCCAUCGCGACGCCGGCGCAGCUGCCAGAGCGCAUCAGCCGCUUCUUGCCCGAGAAGGGCGCGCGAGCGAUGCCGCGGCCCCAGGCUGUGACGCGCUGCAAGCUGCUCGCCCUCUUCGAGGAGGCGCUGCGGCGCGAGGAGCCGGAGACGCUGAUAGCGCUCUGCCAGCUCGGCUUUUUCCACGUCGUGCUCGACUUGCUGCUGCUGCCGCACCACUGCAACGCGCUGCACAUGCGGACCGCGGCCCUCAUCGACGUGGUGCUGUCGGACCGGAGCGCCGAGUCGGCCGAGUCGGCGGCGACGCGCGAGCAGGUGCUCCACUCGCUGCUGGUCGAGGCGCAGCUGCCCCAGCGCCUCAUGGAGUGCGCCACCGCCUCGAGCGAGAUGGCGGUCCGGCCGUCGGGGCACGCCUAUGUGAUGGUGCUGCUGCGCGCGCUGCUCGAGGCGGCGGCGAGGGAGCAGAGCAUUUCGUCGGCGCUCGAGGCGGUCGAGGGCUGGGACGAGUUUGUGGGCCCGUCGGGGCUGCUCGCCUCCUGGGAGAACGUCCAGUCCAAGCCGCUCGGCGGCAAGAUGCCGCAGCGCGCCUCGGACGAGGACUCGGACGGCGACGAGUACGACGGGUCGCGCGAGCUGGAGCGGGCCCUGCAGCUGCAGGCGCAGCUGCGCGCGCAGCAAGAGAACUCGAGUUCGGGCGAGGACAGCGGCUCGGACGGCGCGGGCCCAGUGCUACAGGACGGCAGCGGGGGGGGCGCGAGUGCGCAGUGGGACGCGUCGUUCGAUGACGAUGAGUUCGACACGGAGCCGCUGCCGGCGCAGCCACUCGGCGCGGGCGGGGGCACCGCGAGCUUCGCAGACUUUGGCGCGUCGGCGCCGGCGGCUCCCGCGGCAGACUUUGCGGCGUCGGACUUUGCAGCGUUCGACGACGCGGCGGAGGCGCCGGCCAAGUCCGACGCGUCGCCUCCGGACUUUGCAGCGUUCGACGACGCGCCCGCCGAGGCGCCCGCCGCCGAGGCGCCCGCGUCGGACUUUGCGGCGUUUGACGUGGCGGACGUCUCGGCAAAGUCCGACGCCCCGGCCUCGGAUUUCGCGGCCUUUGGCGAUGAGGACGCACCGGCGGCGUUCGCUGCGGACUUCGGCGGCGCACCGGAGCCAACUCCCGGCGAGUCCUCGGCGGAAAACGCCGCGGCGGCGCCCGACCCCGUGGCUGAUGGUCUAGGGGAGAGCAGCGCAGCGCCGCUUACCGGAUGACAGUUCAGUUCGCAGCCGCACAGCGCCUCGCCCGCGUGCAAGGGCCCAAAGCCGUGGCGUGCCCAGGCUACUUCACCCUCUCACUCGAUCUGCCGACCACACAGGGCAGAUCGCCUUUUCCUUUUAUGUACAUCUCUCUGGGUGC
Molecule: messenger RNA, 2488 nt
Organism: Emiliania huxleyi CCMP1516
Lineage: Eukaryota; Haptophyta; Isochrysidales; Noelaerhabdaceae
Exons: 4
Coding region: 1-2343 (780 amino acids)
Molecular function (GO): protein phosphatase binding; protein phosphatase regulator activity
Source: RefSeq, a predicted model, not a curated record